Molecule: messenger RNA, 2140 nt
Organism: Vidua chalybeata
Lineage: Eukaryota; Metazoa; Chordata; Aves; Passeriformes; Viduidae
Product: zinc finger protein 239-like
Exons: 3
Coding region: 103-1146 (347 amino acids)
Biological process (GO): regulation of cytokine production; regulation of immune system process; negative regulation of transcription by RNA polymerase II
Source: RefSeq, a predicted model, not a curated record
AGGCCAGCAGGAGGAUUCACGAGGUCGAGCACUCCCUGAAUUUGCAGCCCCCACCUGUGGGAUCAUCGCCCCCCAUCCCGCAGGAUUUCCCAUUCCUAGCACAUGGCAGGCUGCGAAGAAGAGGAAGACCCUCUCCUUGUCCUUCCUCCCCCAGAGCAGGAGCUGAGGAUGGAGAGCAGGGAGGACAAAUCCCCACGGCAGAACCUUGUGGAAGAGGCCGUUUUGAGCGGCUCCACGGUGCAGGAACCCAACGGGGAGGAAAAGCCCUGGAGAUGCUGCACGAGGAGGGGCUGCAAACGCAAAUCGUGGGGAUCUGGGGAGGAAAGACCCAGCCUGGGCCGGGGAGGCAGCCGGAGAUGGAGCCAGAGCUCGGAGCUGGUGGUCCAUGAGCAGCUCCAGGAUGGGGAGAAGCCCCACAAGUGCUCAGAGUGUGGGAAGAGCUUCAGGUGGAGCUCCCAGCUGAGCAGGCACCAGAGGACCCACACUGGGGAGAGGCCCUACGAGUGUGGGGAGUGUGGGAAGAGCUUCAGCCAGAGCUCCAACCUGCUUGUGCACCAGAGGACCCACACUGGGGAACGGCCCUACGAGUGUUCUGAGUGUGGGAAGGGGUUUAAGACCAGCUCCGAUCUCCUCCUGCACUACCGGAGUCACACAGAGGAGAAGCCCUUCUGCUGCCCCGACUGUGGGAAGGGAUUCAAGUACAACCCAAACCUCAUGAGGCACCAGAGGACCCACACUGGGGAGAGGCCCUACGAGUGUGGGCAGUGUGGGAAGAGCUUCUGCCUGAGAUCCAACCUGGUCAGCCACCUGAAGAUCCACACUGGGGAGAGGCCCUACGAGUGUUCCAAGUGUGGGAAGAGGUUUCAGACCAGCUCCAAUCUCCUCAAACACUAUCGGGUUCACACGGAGGAGAGGCCCUUCUGCUGCCCCGACUGUGGGAAGGGAUUCAGGAGGAACUCCCACCUCAUCAGCCACCAGUGCAUCCACACUGGGGAGAGGCCCUACGAGUGUCCCCAGUGUGGGAAGAGCUUCUCACAGAGCUCUGCCUUGACCCAACACCAACGGAGGCACCGAGUGCCAGCACCUCAUCAGGUGGUGUUUAUCCAUGGACCCCACAGACAGGCCAUCACUGGAAGACCUUUUUGAGCAUUCUUGGCUGCAGGAGCCCUGCCUGGCCCAGGAGACAGCAGAGAUCCAUCCCUGUGCUCAGUAGGAUCCAGGAGCCCAGCAAGUACCAGCUGCACGCGUCUGGUGGGACUCCAAGAAAACCCCAGAGCGUUUCCCUGCGGCCGCGGCACGGAGGAGAGAGCGCAGCCGAGGAGAUGCUUCCGCUGGUCCCCGGCGAGUUGUGGAGGGAGCGGCUCAGUGCUCCUCGUGCCACUGGAGAAGUGGUGGCAGUGCGGUGAAGGUGCCACGGACUGGAACAGGGGAAACAUCCCCCUGCAGCUCAAUGGCAUCAGGAUGUCCCCGCAAGCCGAGGCACAGCUGGCGUGUUCUUCUGGUGCACCACGUGGAGCUGGGAACACCAUCCUGGAGCUGGCCGCUGGCGGGGCAAAGCCGAGCGGCUUUGGCUGCGGCCCCUUCCUGGAGGACACGCUCUGCGCCCCGAUGAAAUCAAGAUGAGUCCCCAGCCGGCGCAGGGGCGGGGGGAUGCUCGUGCUUCCAGGCAUGGCAGGGCUCGGCCUGGCCACGCGCCGCAGGUUCCCCGCUCGGCGGCGCUGGGGAAUAUUAAUUUUUUCCCAUGGCUGCCGAGCUGCUUUUUGGUGGGACAGGGGACGGAUGUUGUGGAAGGGGAGCCAGCUCCUGGCCUUGCUGACAGCUUCUGCCAGCCAGCCUGGCACGGGCUGGGGCGGGGACAGCCAGCCUGACAAAACAUCCAUCCAUGUGGAUGGGGGCAGCAGAGGGGGACGGGUUCCGAAGCCGUGCCCCAGCUGGUCUGCUUUGCAGGCCCUCGAGGAAGGGGUGCGUUUACGGGUGGGAAAGGUGGGGUUUUUCCCCACCCAUGGACAGGUUUCAUUCUCGCAUGGAGUGCUCAGACCCUCCUCAGGCCCGUGAAACAGUGACAGGCUGUGUAGGUUUUUCUUGUUUCCAGGUCUUGUUUUGAAUUGACUUUUAUGCAAUUGUUCUUUAUUUUCCAGGA